This is a messenger RNA of Pararge aegeria (speckled wood butterfly), 1137 nucleotides long. RefSeq lists its product as uncharacterized. Lineage: Eukaryota; Metazoa; Arthropoda; Insecta; Lepidoptera; Nymphalidae. The record is from RefSeq and is a predicted model, not a curated record. The transcript has 2 exons. Bases 166 to 915 code for a protein of 249 amino acids.
AAAUCACUAAGCAAAAUUGUGCCUUACGCACACAUGGAUAGUUGGGUCACGCACACUACGCCCGUGGACGUGGUUAUUUCAUACAUUUCGUUGAGUAGUGUUCGGCUGGCAGCGCACGAGCGUGUUUGUACACGUUUUGGCGCGUAAACGGUUUCUAAAAGGCAAAUGUCGUCUAAAAGUUCAUACGAAGAGCGUCAAAAAAAGCUUCAAGCUUUGUUCGACGAUGUAUCUUCGCCUGAAUCUAGUCAAGACCCUUAUGUUGACGAUGGGACAUUUGGUUCUGAUCAAGAUUAUGAACCAUCUGACGGCGAAUCGACGAGUUCUGAAGAGACAACUCGUGCUUUACAAAGCAGGCAGGUAAACAGGAAUACUUCGAUUUUACCUUCUGAUAACUCUUUGUCAUCGGCACCCAGUGAUGCAGAUGAUAAUGAAGAUAACAAAACAAGUUCUCAAUCCGAAGGAAAUCUUGAAAAUAUUGAUAAUAUCCAGUUUUCUGCUGAGCCUGUAAAUCAGAUCCAACCAUCUUUUUCGGUGUUAACUGCUGAGGCUAGAGAGUAUGCAGAAUAUCCAGAUGUAUCCCCAAGAACCUCUGGUGUGCCAAAUUCAAUAAAUCCUACCCCUAGAAGACCAGCCACUCCUGUUAUAAAUGAAUCUUGGUCUAAUACAGUUAUGACCAUACCAAAUUUUGACUUUCAUAGUUCGGCGUGUGGUAUUACGGUCAAUGUUGAUAACAUGGACAAAGCUAUUGAUAUUUUCCAACUUGUGUUUCCUAACGAAUUUAUAGAAUAUUUAGUCCAAUAUACUAACAAAUAUGGGAAUGCUCUUUGUUGCACUAAUCGACGACAUACCAGACACAGCCGAAAAAUCUGUUCUAAUCUAAUGAUUCUGACUGAUGGCAUAAGUAACUUACUGUGAUUAAAUGUUAAUUUCAUAAUAAAUAUUAAACUAAUUUACUAUUGUUUUAUUUAUUUAUCAUAACACAUCAAUACCGCCCAAAGGCGUAGUGGCACAAUGCACAGUAAAAUGCCUAGCACAAUGUGACAGAACGCCUUGUGACGUAUACGCCUAUAUCUGUACUGUCAAAUCACAUCAUUUAUUACUUUUGCGAUGUGACACAACGCCUCUAGGCAAUGUAUG